Messenger RNA from Salpingoeca rosetta, 522 nucleotides. RefSeq lists its product as uncharacterized. The record is from RefSeq and is a predicted model, not a curated record. The transcript is spliced from 5 exons. Lineage: Eukaryota; Choanoflagellata; Craspedida; Salpingoecidae. Gene Ontology annotation, molecular function: glycosyltransferase activity. The coding region runs from base 6 to 329 and encodes 107 amino acids.
AGAUCAUGGCUGCGGGUGCCAUCCCCGUCAUUGUCGUCGAUCACUACGUGCUGCCCUACCAGGACCUGCUGGACUGGGAGACGUUCAGCAUCCGCAUUCCCGAGCACAGGCUCCUCGAGCUUCCGAGGAUCCUGCGGUCGAUCCCUGAUGAGGUGGUGGAGAUGAUGCAGAGACGCGUUGUGUUUGUGUUUGAGGAGUUCUUCAAGUCCCUUUCCACCCAGGUGCACGCAGCGCUGCUGGAGUCUGCCAGGAUCAACCUGUUCAGCGGCGACAACGCCUGGCAGGGGGAAGAUGCAAGUGGAAGGGCUGGCGUACGACACGCCCAAUGAGACGCCACACGAUGUGAUGCAGGAGUCUGUAUGGUGCAACACCCCCGCCCACCGACGAAAGGCGGCCAAGGAUAAUGCCCCCAUGUGAUGUGUUUGCGUGCGAUGAUGAUGAGGAGGUGGAUGAGGAGGAGGAGGAGGAGGAGGAGGAGAGGAGGAGGAAGAUGUCUAACAGCGUAACCAAGAUCAGCUCUGU